AUGAAGCUGGAAACUUGUGUAUAUUCGGGAUAUAAGAUUUAUCCUGGACAUGGAAAAAGAAUGGUUCGUGCUGAUGGAAAGGUUCAAAUAUUUCUGAACAAAAAGUGCCAGCGAUCAUACAGAUUAAAGCGAAAUCCUCGUGAUAUACCGUGGACAGUACUCUAUCGCCGCAAGCACAAAAAGGGUGUUCACGGGGAAGAAAAUGCACAAAAGAAGCGUACGCGACGUGUUAUACAAAUAGCAUCUCGAGCAGUUGGUAAUGUUUCACUGGAAGCUAUACUUGCAAAACGUAAUCAGAAACCAGAAUUUCGACGUGCACAGCGUGAGCAGGCAAUAAAAGCUGCGAAAGAAGCUGCGCGAGCAUCAAAGACUGAAAAGAAAGCAGCAAAUAAGGCAUUAAAGGAGAAGAAGGCUGCCCCACCGAAGAUGAAAGUACCAAAACCGAUGAAAACUCAGCAGCCACGAGUUGGCGGCAAGCGCUGA
Molecule: messenger RNA, 483 nt
Organism: Cercopithifilaria johnstoni
Lineage: Eukaryota; Metazoa; Nematoda; Chromadorea; Rhabditida; Onchocercidae
Source: the annotation of a GenBank genome assembly